CUGCGGAGCGAGGAGACACGACCCUCCUCUGAGUUGUUUGAGUGAUAAUUUGUGCGCAAGUCAAAUCUUCAGUUUAUAAUAUUAAAAAAUGGUGAGGUUGAACAUGUGGGGGUUCUUAAAAUCAUUAAAUGGUUGGUGGGGAGAAGAGGUCGCCGUUUUUUAACGGUCGGUGUAAAGUCCAUCGAAGUAGCUAGUUAACGUGAUCUUUAGACAUGCAGCUACAUAGCUAGCGGUUAGCUAAUUGUAACGUCAGGUCAGAAGCGUUUAGACACUGCUGUUGUUCGUCCCUUAAAUCUAGCAAGUGUGCCAAUAUCUAAUCUAGGUUCAACGUGACAGCCACCUGCUCAUGCAUGUUUAAAAGCUGCAGAAAGAAAUACUUGGGCUGAUCUGGGCACGCUCAUUCAGGGCCAAGGAUUGCUCCGCUGCUUGGUAUACCAACGAUUGCUGCAGAGAAAGCUUGCCUGAUCCAUCCUGUACCAGCUCCCAAAACAAAUAAUUGCGAGGCAGUCACUUGGCCGUGAAAAUGUAAUGUUUUGAUGGGUUUCUUUCCCCCGGAACAAAUCUGGCACGGUGCAUCACUCGGCAUUUCCCUUAUUUAACUCAACUGAAACCUGCUGUUGUCAUAUCAUGACAUCUCUGUUGCCUCUAUCAUCAGCACGCAUCUCACGAUGUAGCUGAGCCUCAAAAGAGUGAGUGGCUUGAGGCUAGAGUCGGCAAGACAAGCCAAUCACCAGACAGACACUGUCCUGGCCCUUCCCCUUUCAGAUGCCUCCAAUCAGUCAGCCCCGAGUAGGAGGAUCAGUGGUUACAGGGGAAAAUCGAUCUGCUCGCAAACUGUGCUGAAAUUGUUAAGUUUUUAAAUGCUUAGCUCUUUGUUAGCCGGUUUUAGGUUGCUCAACAGGUCUGUCAGUAUCUAGCUGGUACACAGAGAGAGGGACACCAUGUCUGCUGCAAGCCCUAAUUCACUCUUUGGGAUGGGAAACCCCUUACUGGACAUCUGUGCUGUAGUGGACAAAGACUUCUUGGACAAGUACACUCUGAAACCCAAUGACCAGAUCCUGGCAGAGGACAAACACAAAGCACUAUUUGAUGAGCUAGUGAAGAAGUUCAAUGUUGAGUACCAUGCUGGUGGAGCCACACAGAACUCUAUAAAGAUUGCUCAGUGGAUGAUCCAAGAACCCCAUAAAGUGGGCACGUUCUUUGGCUGCAUUGGCAAAGACAAGUUUGGAGAGAUCCUGAAGCAGAAGUCUGUGGAGGCCCACAUCGAUGCCCACUACUACGAGCAAGAUGAAGAGCCCACAGGGACAUGUGCUGCUUGCAUCACUGGAGAUAACAGGUCUCUGGUAGCUAACCUAGCUGCUGCCAACUGUUAUAAGAAGGAUAAGCAUCUAGACCUGGAAGAAAACUGGAAGCUGGUAGAAAAAGCUAAAGUCUACUAUAUUGCUGGUUUCUUCCUGACUGUCUCUUUGGAGUCCAUCCUGAAAGUGGCGAAGCAUGCGUCUGAAAAUAACAAACUCUUUUGCUUGAACCUCUCUGCGCCCUUCAUCUGCCAGUUCUUCAAGGAUAACCUCAUGCAGGUUAUGCCCUACGUUGAUGUGCUGUUCGGCAAUGAGACAGAGGCAGCUGCAUUCGCUAAAGAGCAAGACUUCGAGACAAAGGACAUUAAGGAAAUUGCCAAAAAAGCCCAGGCUUUGCCCAAAGUCAACACAAAGAGACAGAGGAUUGUAGUGUUUACCCAGGGGAAGGAUGAAACCACUAUGACCCAGAGCGACAAGGUCGAGACAUUCCCUGUACUGAAGAUUGAUCCCAAGGAUAUUGUUGACACAAACGGUGCAGGUGAUGCCUUUGUAGGAGGUUUCCUAUCUGAGCUGGUCCAGGAGAAACCACUAGAUCAGUGCGUGAAAGCGGCACACUACGCUGCCAACGUCAUCAUCAGACGAGCAGGUUGCACCUUCCCAGAAAAACCAGACUUCAACUGAUGACUCCCAGCCAACUUUUCCUUCAGCCUGAAACCUCAUACUCACCCUGCCAUACACAACUCCGACCCUCGAUUUCCACUAUUUUCUACAACUACUACCCUCAAUUCUCGCCAGCCGUCCAUGUUAUUUUUCAAUUCAUCUACACAUAAUUUCUUACCAAUUGUUAGUUGGGUACCUCCUGACGUGUGCCUGUCUCUGUGUUCUCCACUUGGGGCCGCUAGAAGAUCAUGCAGCCAAGAGCCAAUGAAGAUAUAUAAAUGACCAUGAAGUAAUCGUGAUAAUACCACGGGAUGUGAUUAUUUUGCUUUCCAUAAAGGAUCUAAAUGGGAAAUCUUGUUUUUAAUGGACAGUAAUUUUUGGAUUGGUUCUAAAUGUGUUUUGGCUCUGACACUGCCAGCGUCUGGCUGCACUGACGCCCAUCAGACUCAGCUGCGAGCACUCGUGUUGACAUCUCGCAAGUUUCUUCCCCUUGAAGACCGAAAAGGUUAAUUCCACACUGGGAGGACACAUUAUACACGGAGGACUAAGAAAUAUAAUAUCACUGUCAAGGGAGGUUUUGGAUACUGCAUUGAACUGUGCAGUAGUGAUUUGUUUUAGACUUUUUUUAAGAUGAAUUAUUCCUGAUGAGUUUAGACUUGUUACAAUUUAACAGGCCAGUUAUAAAACCAAAUGUUUUUCCUUAAGCGCACACUCUUAAAUGUGUCAAAGUCUCUGCCCACUAAGUCCUAUUAUCAUUGUUAAAUGUCAGCUUCACUGUGUCAACGAUAUUCAGAAGUUACCUUCAGCAUCACCAUCGUGGAAGUUUGAGUUUUUCCUCACGCUGUUUUGUUGGGCAGGUGCUUCCAGUAAUGAGUGCCUUUUUUUUUUUUUUUCUUCGUUUCUCUGUAAAUGUCUGUUUGCAGAGGCCUACAGGUGUUAUGUGAACCCGCAUUUGUCUUUGCAGGGAAACUUGCAAGCUAGACCAGUGAUGGGCAACUGGUGGCUUGUGGGGGUGGAAAUGGACUCACAACAUCUGUAAAAUGCAUAUACGGUAGCUGGUAUUGUUUUGAAAGAUGUCAUUACAUUUGAAUGUUCUCUCAGAGGAAUACACGGGGCAUUAAAACAAACCUUUCCUCCAUUGUUUUUCACCAUUAGUAGCCUGUGUUCUUCUGGGUGUAUGUUGAUCUCUUGCAGUAUCAUAGAAUAUGUAACCUGAGUUCAGGACCGUCCGCCUCACAAAUCAGAUGUAAAUUGAAUGGAAAUAUGCUUUUUCACCUAAUUAGAUUUUUAUGUUUGUUGGGCAAUAACUGCCACAAAUGACAAAUGGAAGAUACAAACGAAAUGGGGGGGACAAGAACAUAAGCUAAAUUCAGGCUUAGGCAUCUGUAUUUACCUGAGUGUGUGUUAUGUUGCAGCUUUCUGAAUACUACGAGAUGUUUUGAAACCCUGUAUAUCCCUUGGUACUAAAAUGAUGUACAUUGUCCCUCCGAUACAUAGGUUGUUUCUUGGUGCACCCUGGUAGCUCACCUGGUAGAGCGUGUGUGCCCCCCCAUGUACAAGGCUGACUCCUUAAUGCAGCAUCCUGGGUUCAAGUCCAACUCAUGACCCUUUGCUGCAUGUCACCCCCCCCCCUUCUCUCUUUCCUACAUUUCCUGUCUCUCUUCAGCUGUUCCUAUCAAAUAAAGGCAAGGAGCCCAAAAGAUUUAUCUUAAUUAAAA
Molecule: messenger RNA, 3676 nt
Organism: Siniperca chuatsi (mandarin fish)
Lineage: Eukaryota; Metazoa; Chordata; Actinopteri; Centrarchiformes; Sinipercidae
Gene: adka
Product: adenosine kinase a
Exons: 11
Coding region: 942-1979 (345 amino acids)
Biological process (GO): purine ribonucleoside salvage
Cellular component (GO): nucleus; cytosol
Molecular function (GO): adenosine kinase activity
Source: RefSeq, a predicted model, not a curated record